This is a messenger RNA of Chanos chanos (milkfish), 4528 nucleotides long. Its product is annotated as receptor-type tyrosine-protein phosphatase mu-like. Gene Ontology annotation, molecular function: protein binding; protein tyrosine phosphatase activity. Gene Ontology annotation, biological process: protein dephosphorylation. The transcript has 30 exons. Gene Ontology annotation, cellular component: membrane. The coding region runs from base 87 to 4211 and encodes 1374 amino acids. The record is from RefSeq and is a predicted model, not a curated record. Lineage: Eukaryota; Metazoa; Chordata; Actinopteri; Gonorynchiformes; Chanidae.
GCAAAGAUGAUGACUUUGACUGGGAGCAGGUAAACACAAAGGACAAACCACCUACAGACCCCUGGCUCCCCACAGGCUCAGCUUUCAUGAUGGUCAACACUUCUGGAAGGUUCUCUGGUCAGAGGGCCCAAUUGUACAUGCCACAGCUGAAGGAAAAUGACACACACUGUGUCAUAUUCCAGUACUACAGCGCUAGUCGGGAAGGAUCCGUCCCAGGCCAACUCAACAUCUACAUCAAAGAGAACAACAGCCCCCUGGGCCUCCCCGUGUGGAACUCGUCCGGACCGGCUUUCCAGACCUGGCGGCACGUGGAGCUGGCUGUCAGUACCUUCUGGCCCAACUUCUACCAGCUCGUGUUUGAGGUAGUGACUACUGGACAACGUGGACUGUUAGCCAUCAGGGACAUCAGUCUCCAGGGACAUCAGUGCAUCAAUACCCCACACUUUAUCAGCAUUAAAGGAGUAGAGGUGAAUGCCAGGCAGACGGCAACGUUCCAGUGUACCAUAAACGGGCAGGCCAAAAACCACAUGAACUACAGACUCUGGCUCCAGGGUAUCGGAGGGCGGGAGGCACCCAUGAAGGACACCAAAAACGUCAACAGCAGAAGAUACAUGGCCAUGUUUGACGUGGAAAACACCACCAAGGGCGACUCCGGACGUUACCGCUGCAUUGUCCAGUCAGAAAAAGGAGUUGGGGUGUCCAGUUACGCCGAACUGGUUGUAAAACAACCUCCCAUACCCAUUGCACCUCCUCAGCUGACUGCCGUUGGCGCCACCUACCUGUGGAUCCAGCUCAAUGCCAACUCCAUUAACGGGGACGGCCCAAUCAUCGAGAGAGAGGUGGAGUACCGAACCACGUCUGGGAGCCUCAUCGACAACCAGCCUGUGGACAAGCCAACCUACAAGAUCGGGCACCUGGACCCAGACACCGAGUACGAGAUCAGCGUCCUCCUCACCAGGCCUAAUGAUGGAGGAACAGGGGCACCAGGGCCCCCACUGCGCGCCAGGACCAAGUGUGCCGACCCCAUGCAUGGUCCCAGACGCCUGGAGGUGGUAGACAUUGAGUCUAAGCAGAUCACUGUGCGCUGGGAGCCGUUUGGUUACAACGUGACUCGUUGCCAUAGCUACAACCUGACGGUGCAGUACAGGUACAAAGUAGGUGGGAAGGAGGAGAUGCGGGAAGAGGUGUGUUAUGACACUCGCAGUCCAACGCCUCAGCACACCAUCCGAAACCUGUCGCCCUACACCAAUGUCAGCAUCAAACUGGUACUGCGUAACCGUGAAGGAGUGAAAGAGAGCGAAGAACUGGAUGUUCUGACCGAUGAGGACGUACCUGGAGCGGUACCGCUGGAGUCUGUUCAGGGGAGCACUUAUGAGGAGAAGAUUGCGCUGAAAUGGCGGGAGCCCGUUCAGACCUACGGAAUCAUCCGGCAGUAUGAGAUCUUCUACAAGGCAGUCAGCUCCUUUGACCCUGAGUUUGAUCUGACCAAUCAGAGCGGGAAAGUUCUGAAGCCCAGUAAUGAGACGUCACACAUGUUUGUCGGGCUGUACCCGGGCUCUACCUACUCCUUCACCAUCAGAGCCAGCACCAUUAAGGGCUAUGGGCCACCGGUCAUCACCCAGUUUACCACCAAAAUAUCCGCUCCCCACAUGCCUGGCUAUGAUCAGGAGACUCCUCUCAAUCAAACAGACAGCACAGUGACAGUACUGCUCAAACCUGCUCAGAGCAGAGGGGCUCCAGUCAGUGUGUAUCAGGUGGUUGUGGAGGAGGAACGUCCCCGUCGGUUUCAGAGAGCUGCGGAGAUUCUGCGGUGCUACCCAGUACCCAUCCAUUUCCAGAAUGCCACGCUCCUUAACUCUCAGUACUACUUCACCGCAGAGUUCCCAGCUUCACACAUCCAGACCCCCGUGCCCUUCAGCAUAGGAGACAACAAAACUUACGAUGGCUACUGGAACGCCCCUCUCCUGCCUCACAAGAGCUACAGCAUCUACUACCAGGCUGUCAGCACAGCCAACGGGGAGACCAAAAUCGAUUGUGUUCGAGUGGCCACCAAAGGUGCAGCAACACGGAAGCCGGACACGGUGGAACCAGAGAAGCAAACAGACCACACGGUGAAGAUUGCCGGUGUCAUUGCUGCUAUCUUACUCUUCGUCAUCAUCUUCCUUGGUGUGGUGUUGGUCGUGAAGAAAAGGAGAACCUAUCACUCCUACACUUAUUACCUGAAACUGGCCAAAAAGCGUAAGGAGACUUUGAACAGUACGAGGCAGGAGAUGACGGUGAUGGUGAACUCCAUGGACAAGAGUUACACUGAACAAGGCACUAACUGUGACGAGGCCAUCUCCUUCAUGGACACCCACAAUCUCAAUGGGAGAAAUGAGAACCACACGAUGACCAGUGACACCAGCAGCUUGGUGCAGUCACACAGUCACUCCUAUAAGAAGAGGGAGACGGUGGACGUGCCCUACCAGACAGGCCAGCUCCACCCGGCCAUCCGCGUGGCUGACCUGCUACAGCACAUCACUCAGAUGAAGUGUGCCGAGGGCUACGGCUUCAAAGAGGAGUAUGAGAGCUUCUUCGAAGGCCAGGCCGCGCCAUGGGACUCGGCGAAGAAAGAUGAGAACCGGAUGAAGAAUCGCUAUGGCAAUAUCAUUGCGUAUGAUCAUUCUCGUGUCAGGCUCCAAGCCCUUGAGGGGGAGCAGAGCUCAGAUUACAUUAAUGCAAAUUAUGUUGAUGGUUACCAUCGACCAAAUCACUACAUUGCUACUCAAGGACCCAUGCAAGAGACAGUCUAUGACUUUUGGAGGAUGGUGUGGCAGGAGAACACGGCGACUAUCGUCAUGGUUACCAACCUGGUCGAAGUUGGCAGGGUGAAAUGCUGUAAGUACUGGCCAGAUGAUACAGAGAUCUACAGGGAUAUGAAGGUCACCCUGAUCGAGACUCAACUUCUGUCCGAGUACGUCAUCCGAACCUUCGCCGUGGAGAAGCGAGGUGCCCAUGAGAUUAGGGAGAUUCGCCAGUUCCACUUCACUGGUUGGCCUGAUCACGGCGUUCCCUACCACGCCACCGGACUGCUGGGCUUUGUCCGCAGGGUUAAAUCCAAGAAUCCGGCCAAUGCUGGGCCCAUGGUGGUCCACUGCAGUGCUGGGGCAGGGCGUACUGGCUGCUUUAUUGUCAUUGACAUCAUGUUGGACAUGGCUGAGCGAGAGGGUGUGGUGGACAUCUAUAACUGUGUGAGAGAGCUGCGGUCACGCAGGGUCAACAUGGUCCAGACAGAGGAGCAGUAUGUGUUCAUUCACGAUGCCAUCCUGGAGGCCUGUCUUUGCGGUGACACCACCAUCCCGGCCUCACAGCUCCGCUCCGUCUAUUAUGACAUGAAUCGCCUGGACCCCCAGACCAACUCCAGCCAGAUAAAAGAGGAGUUCAGGACCUUGAACAUGGUUACCCCCACGUUACGGGUGGAGGACUGUAGCAUUGCUCUGUUGCCGCGCAACCAUGAGAAGAAUCGCUGCAUGGACAUAUUACCACCCGACCGCUGUUUACCCUUCCUCAUCACUAUUGAUGGAGAGAGCAGCAACUACAUCAACGCUGCCCUCAUGGAUAGCUAUAAGCAGCCCUCAGCCUUCAUCGUCACCCAGCACCCACUGCCCAACACAGUCAAAGACUUCUGGAGACUGGUGCUGGAUUACCACUGCACAUCCAUAGUCAUGCUAAACGACGUCGACCCAGCGCAGCUAUGUCCUCAGUACUGGCCAGAGAAUGGGGUCCACAGGCAUGGGCCCAUCCAGGUGGAGUUUGUUUCUGCUGACUUGGAAGAGGACAUCAUUAGUCGGAUAUUCCGCAUCUUCAAUGCUGCACGGCCACAGGACGGGUAUCGUAUGGUACAGCAGUUCCAGUUCCUCGGCUGGCCCAUGUACCGGGACACGCCCGUCUCCAAGCGCUCCUUCCUCAAACUCAUCCGUCAGGUGGAGAAGUGGCAGGAGGAGUAUGAUGGAGGAGAGGGACGCACUGUAGUGCACUGUCUGAACGGAGGCGGACGGAGCGGGACGUUCUGCGCAAUCAGCAUCGUAUGUGAAAUGUUGAAACAUCAGCGAUCAGUGGACGUGUUUCACGCAGUCAAAACCCUGAGGAACAACAAACCCAACAUGGUAGACUUACUGGAUCAGUAUAAGUUCUGUUACGAAGUGGCACUGGAGUACUUGAAUUCUGGCUAAGUUUUCUGGAGGCUGUUGUCCCCGUCCUAUCCCCUACCAUGUCCCUUGCUUUCCCUGGACAGAGACUACAACACGCUUGAAUGUUAGAACGAGUGGACGUGUGAUGCGACGAGGCGCACUGGACUUGUGGCAGAAUAUAUUUGGAACGUUGUUGGCAGAAAACAGGGAGAAGACUGAAAACCUGACGCUUGCACUGCCCGGCUGAACUGUCCACAGGAGACCCAUGGAUUUUUCACCUUUCUCCUCCCAAUGACCUCUCCCUCUCUCUCUCUCUCUCUCUCUCUCUGUACUUUACAGCAAGAGUUGGCCGUCCUCGU